Molecule: messenger RNA, 1329 nt
Organism: Vittaforma corneae ATCC 50505
Lineage: Eukaryota; Fungi; Microsporidia; Nosematidae
Product: DNA-directed RNA polymerase II subunit RPB2
Exons: 1
Coding region: 1-1329 (442 amino acids)
Biological process (GO): DNA-templated transcription
Cellular component (GO): RNA polymerase II, core complex
Molecular function (GO): DNA binding; DNA-directed RNA polymerase activity; ribonucleoside binding
Source: RefSeq, a predicted model, not a curated record
AUGGGCAAGCAGGCCAUGGGGAUAUUCUCAACAAACUUUGCGUUUAGGAUGGACACCCUCUCAAACAUUCUCUUCUAUCCGCAGAAGCCGCUUGUAACAACCAGAUCCAUGGAGUAUUUGCGGUUCAAAGAUCUCCCAGCAGGCCAAAAUGCGAUUGUUGCCAUUGCUUGUUAUACUGGAUACAAUCAAGAGGACUCUGUGAUAAUGAACCAAAGUGCUAUUGAUCGGGGCCUUUUCAGAUCAUUCCUAUACCGAACAUAUGCUGACCAAGAGGACAUGGCGCGCCCCGGCGUCAAUGAAGAGUUCUGCAAACCUGACAGACGAACAUGCACCAAGAUGGGUAACUACAACUACAAUAAGCUGGGCACUGAUGGUCUGGUUUUUCCAGGAACGGAAGUUGUGGGUGACGAUGUUCUUAUUGGCAAAGUCACUCCCAUCCUAGAUGUUGAGAAGAGCACCAGGGAGAACCCAUUCUACAUCAUGAAGGACUCAAGCACGGUUAUGAAGAAGACCGAGGAGGGUGUUGUUGACACGGUGAUUGUAACAAACAAGGAUGGAUACAAGUUCUCUAAGGUGAAGGUCAGAUCUACCCGUAUUCCGCAGGUUGGAGAUAAGUUUGCAUCCAGACAUGCACAGAAGGGCACUGUUGGUAUCACUUUACGUCAGGAGGAUAUGCCAUUUACCAGCGAUGGGCUAGUUCCUGAUAUUAUUGUUAACCCCCACGCCAUGCCCAUGAGAAUGACGAUUGGACAUCUGCUUGAGUGUCUUCUUGGAAAGGUGUCUGCACUCAGCGGAGAAGAGGGUGAUGCCACUCCAUUUAGCGAGGUGACGAUCGAGCAGAUUUCAGAGAAGCUCAAGUCAUUUAAUUAUCAAUCGCGUGGGCUUGAGGUGAUGCACAAUGGAAUGACUGGCAGGAAGCUCAGGGCUCAGAUAUUCAUUGGGCCAACCUACUACCAGAGACUGAAGCACAUGGUCGACGAUAAAGUUCAUGCAAGGGCAAGAGGCUCUCUCCAGGUAAUGUCUAGACAGCCUCUUGAAGGCCGCUCAAGAGACGGCGGUCUCCGAUUUGGAGAGAUGGAAAGGGAUUGUAUUAUUUCACAUGGUGCUUCGGCCUUUCUCAAGGAAAGACUGAUGGACGUUUCUGACUGCUAUACCUGCUAUGUUUGCGACAAAUGUGGAUUACUGGCAAUAUCAGGAAAGGAUAUUUUAGAAUGUAAGGGGUGCUCCAAUCAGGUUGCAAUAUCCAAGAUUCAAAUACCUUAUGCAUUUAAGCUACUUCUACAGGAGCUGAUGGCUAUGAAUAUAGCGCCGAGGCUCAGGGUUGAAUAA